AUGACUAAAAGAGGUGGAAAAGCUAAGGUAUUAGCACCAGGAAAACUUCAAGAAGAACGAAAUCGCAUAAUUAACAAGAAGCAUAUCGUUAGGAAACCUGCUCAAACAACAUUGUCUAUGCAGGAUGCAUCAUCGGCACCAACACCAGCUCAGGCAGCACCGUCCGUGCAGGUUGCAUCGUCGAUGCCGACAUCAGCUUCGAAAAAAUCAUCUGUGCAGGCUGCAUCGUCAAUGCCAACACCAGCUCAGGAAGCAUCGUCCGUGCAGGUUGCGUCAUCAAUGCCAACAUCAGCUUCUAAAAAAUCGUGUGUGCAGGCUGCAUCGUUGAUGCCAACACCAGCUCAGGCAGCAUCGUCCGUGCAGGCUGCAUCGUCGAUGCCAACACCAGCUCAGGCAGCAUCGUCUGUGCAGGCUGCAUCGUCGAUGCCAACACCAGCUCCAACUGUAGUACCUGUUCAUGCCACUACCUCUGAGAAAUUCAGUUUUAUGCCUACUCCAACUUUAAGCCAUCAAACAAUGGCUGGCCCUCAAAGUAUAAACCUUCAAACAAUGGCUAGCCCUUCAAAUUUGGCAGAGGAGGAAGAUGUGGAUGCUGAUGAGGAUGAGGCGGUGGGUCAAGAAACUAUUACCCCUCUUGUGCCAACAAUAGAUGAGAAUGGGAAAGUUAUUAUAAAACCAUCUGGUACUGGGCUAGUUCCUGCCAAAGAAGUUGCUGGUGCCAUUAAUUUUGCUGCUGGGGGCCGUAACCGUGGUCGGGUUUAUGGCGCUGCAGAUUUAGCUAUUAAUCUAAAACGUGGAUCAAAAAGUUUUACCCAACAAUCUCAAACUCCUCAACACUCUAUGUUUGGGAUGUCAUUAGAAGCUGAAAGAGCAGCUAGAAUUAGAGUUGAACAAAUUGCCGAGGCUGCAACGACCCAAUUACAAGAGGCUAACGAAGCAAUGCGAGCUGCUACCGAGGCUGCAAAAGCUGCUACCGAGACUGCACAAAGGAUGGAGAGGGAGAUGAAUGCUUGGAAGGAAUUUAUGAUGAAGAAAUUUGACACUUCAACUUUUGUAUCACAUUCUCAUCAUUAUGAUGACGAUUUGGAUGAUCAAUCAUUAGAUGAAGAUUGA
This is a messenger RNA of Lathyrus oleraceus (garden pea), 1113 nucleotides long. RefSeq lists its product as uncharacterized. Lineage: Eukaryota; Viridiplantae; Streptophyta; Magnoliopsida; Fabales; Fabaceae. The transcript is spliced from 2 exons. The coding region runs from base 1 to 1113 and encodes 370 amino acids. The record is from RefSeq and is a predicted model, not a curated record.